AUGUCAUUUUCGCUUAUUUCAGUGAUUGCUGUCAACGACAAAAAUCUGACUGACUGGGCCUCUGUAAAGGUGCAUUUGCUGAACGGUAACCGGAAUCCACCGCGCAUCACAUCCAGUUCAUGCGGCAACCUGACGGUACCAGAAAACACUCGCAUUGAUCAGUUGACACGAAUUUUCGCAGUUGAUUCAGAUGAAGGGGAUGACGCUCUUGUUAAGUUCAAUAUUGUUGCUGGUAAUGAAAAUAACACAUUCUCGAUUAAUCAGUCAACUGGAAUCGUCUCGUGUCGUGAACUUGAUCGUGAGCAAAAAUCUGAAUACUUUCUCGUUAUAACCGCCGAGGAUUACGGUGUUCCGGCUAGAGCAGUAAGUUGA
Anisakis simplex (herring worm) is the source of this 372-nucleotide messenger RNA. The record is from the annotation of a GenBank genome assembly. NCBI's taxonomy places the organism in Eukaryota, Metazoa, Nematoda, Chromadorea, Rhabditida, Anisakidae.